AUGUUUGGAUGGUUUGCCAAAAAGAAAAUACCCGAAUAAUCUGUUUAAGAAGAUGUAAUAGAUGAUAAAGAAUUAGAAAUAAAUGGAAUAGAUCCAGUCGAUUAAAUAGAAGACAUACCUUCAAAAGAAGAGGCACUUACUGAUUUUUCAUGUGAUUAUCCAGGAUAUUUAGUAUUAGAUAAGGAAUAAAUACUUAAUUUAUUUACCAAUUUUAAUGGAUAUUAAUAAACAGAUGAUACAAGACAUGAAUUAGGGCAUAAAAAAGGAGGAAGAAUAUGUGGAGAUAUGGUAAUGUAAGGAAAAUUAAGAUCCAUAAGUAAAGAAGUAAUUAAAUAAAUAGGUAGGAAAAUCUUAACAGGAUCUUUAAAUUUAACUAAAAUAUCAUUCCCAAUAAAAGCUAUGAUUCCAAAAACUGCUUUAGAAACAGCUGUACAUGCAACUUGUCUUUUCCCAUUCUAUUUAAAUAAAGCAGCUAUUGAAAGCGAUCCUUUAGAAAGAUUUAAAUAUGUAAUUGUUACAACCAUUUCAUCAUUUUAUUAUACUAAUACUUUCCUUAAACCAUUAAAUCCUGUUUUAGGAGAAACACUUUAGGCAGAAUUUAGAGAUGGAACUUAAGUAUAUUGUGAGCAAAUUUCUCAUCAUCCUCCUAUAAGUUAUUUCCUUAUUUUUGGACCUAAUAAUUCAUAUAAAUAUUAUGGAAGAUAUGAUUAUGAUGCAAAAGCUGGUUUAAAUUCUUUAAGUAUUUAUAAUAAAGGAUAAAGAUCAAUAAUAUUUAAUGAUGGGUAAAAAAUAGACUUUGAUUUUCCAAAUGAAUAAUAUAGUGGAACAUUAAUAGGUACAUUGAAAUAAGAAAGUAUAGGAAAAAUGGUAUUUUAAGAUAUUUAAAAUGAUUUAAAUUGUGAAAUUUGUUUUGGAAAAGUAAAGAAUAAACCAUCUGAUUAUUUCUAAUCAACAAUUAAUAAAGGCAAACAAUAAAUUUGCUAAAUAUAAGGAACUUAUUUAGGAUAUAUUGAUAUUAAUGAUAAAAGAUAUUUUGAUCAUAGAGAAUUUACACCUAUUGCAGUAUUAUUUAUUCAUAUAUAUUUUUUAAUAUAAUUAAAAUAAAAGAUUGAAAUGAAAAAAAACGAUGAAACAUUAUCAAGUGAUCACAAAAAAAGAAACGAUUUAAUAACUUUAAAAUAAGGUAAUAUUAAAUAAGCUUAAAUAGAGAAAGAAAUUAUUGAAAAAGCAUAAAGAUAUGAUAAUAAUUUAAGAAAAUAAAGAAGAUGA
Molecule: messenger RNA, 1269 nt
Organism: Ichthyophthirius multifiliis
Lineage: Eukaryota; Ciliophora; Oligohymenophorea; Hymenostomatida
Product: oxysterol binding, putative
Exons: 5
Cellular component (GO): intracellular membrane-bounded organelle; cytosol; membrane
Molecular function (GO): sterol binding
Source: RefSeq, a predicted model, not a curated record